GGCCCGGCCUGUCCCGCCCUGCGCCUCCGGACGUCUGUGCCGGGACAUGGCCGCUGCGGAUGCCGGGUGCUUGAGCUGAUCGCCUGCAGCGGGAGCCAACCUCUGCCGCCAAUCGUCCGUACGGGCUGGGCCUAGGCGCUAGGACGGCGAAGAUCCGCCGAGGAAGCUGAGGCUGCCAUAGGACGCCGCCGCGGCGGGCGCAUGGCGUCCAUCUUGCUCAGGAGCUGCCGCGGCCGGGGGCCUGCCCGCCUCGCGCCGCCCCGGGCCGCCUCCCCUCGGGGUAGUCUGAGGGAUCGAGCUUGUCUCAGUUGUAUGAGGACCGUGGGGUUGAUGAGCCAUGAGAGUGUUCUGUCUCGCUGUUGUGCUCCAGCCCACCCUGUGUACCUCUGCUUCAAAGGUGAGCCCCUCAGCUGUUGGACUCAGAGGCCUGAGGGCCAGAGCACUGUGGCAAGGGCAACAUGGACACCUGCCUCUGCAAGGUUGGUUGUUACAGGACCUCAGUACCUUCCUGUGCGCAGCUGGCACUCAUCAUCCCCACUAGGAGAGGACUCUGUGAUAGAGAAGUCCCUUAAGUCCCUAAAGGACAAGAAUAAGAAGCUGGAAGAGGGUGGCCCCGUAUACAGCCCGCCAGCUCAGGUGGCAGUAAAGAAGUCCCUGGGGCAGAGGAUACUGGAUGAGCUGAAGCACUACUACCAUGGCUUCCGCCUGCUCUGGAUCGACACCAAGAUUGCUGCCCGCAUGCUGUGGCGCAUCCUCAAUGGCCAUACGCUGACUCGCCGGGAGCGCAGGCAGUUUCUCCGAAUCUGUGCCGACCUGUUCCGUCUAGUGCCCUUCCUGGUGUUCGUGGUGGUGCCCUUCAUGGAGUUCCUGCUACCUGUGGUUGUGAAGCUCUUCCCCAACAUGCUGCCCUCCACCUUUGAGACCCAGUCCAUCAAGGAAGAAAGGCUGAAGAAGGAGCUUAGGGUGAAGCUGGAGCUAGCCAAGUUUCUCCAGGACACCAUAGAGGAAAUGGCCCUGAAGAACAAGGCGGCCAAAGGGAAUGCCACCAAAGAUUUCUCUGCAUUUUUUCAGAAGAUCCGGGAGACAGGGGAAAGACCCAGCAAUGAGGAAAUCAUGCGUUUUUCCAAAUUGUUUGAGGAUGAACUGACCCUGGAUAACCUCACAAGGCCUCAACUGGUAGCACUGUGCAAGCUGCUGGAGCUUCAGUCCAUUGGCACCAACAACUUCCUACGCUUCCAGCUCACCAUGCGGCUGAGGUCCAUAAAGGCUGAUGAUAAGCUGAUUUCUGAGGAAGGGGUGGACAGUCUAACUGUGAAGGAAUUGCAGGCAGCGUGUCGAGCACGAGGCAUGCGAGCACUUGGUGUCACAGAAGACCGUCUGAAGGGCCAGCUGAAACAGUGGCUGGACUUACACCUGCAUCACGAGAUCCCCACGUCAUUGCUCAUACUGUCCCGGGCCAUGUACCUCCCAGACACCCUCUCACCUGCUGACCAGCUCAAGUCCACCUUGCAGACCCUUCCAGAAAUUGUGGCAAAGGAGGCUCAGGUAAAAGCAGCAGAAGUGGAGGGUGAACAGGUAGACAACAAGGCGAAGCUGGAGGCCACACUGCAGGAAGAGGCUGCCAUCCAGCAAGAACACCUUGAAGAACUAAAGAGAGCUGCUGAGGCUGUGAAGGACAUCCAGCCUGAAGUGGCAGAAGCCACUGUCCCUGGGAGGCCAGGGGCCGAGCUUCAGCCCAAGAUAGCUGAUGUGAUCCUGCCCUCAGAGGUACUGAAGGAUACGGCACCUGUACUGGAAGGUUUGAAGGGAGAAGAAAUUACCAAGGAGGAGAUUGACAUCCUCAGUGACGCCUGCUCCAAGCUGAAGGAGCAGAAGAAGUCCCUGACCAAGGAGAAGGAGGAGCUGGAGCUGCUGAAGGAGGAUGUGCAGGACUACAGCGAGGACUUACAGGAGAUCAAGAAGGAACUUUCGAAGACGGGUGAUGAGCAGUACAUAGAAGAAUCCACAGCUAGCAAGAGGCUGUCGAAGCGGGUGCAGCAGAUGAUCGGGCAGAUCGACGGCCUGAUCGCACAGCUAGAGACCACUCAGCAGGAUGGCAGUCUGGGCCCUGAGGAGAGCUCUCCGACAGGGGAGAGCGUCAUCAGUGUCGGUGAGCUCAUCAGCGCCAUGAAGCAAAUCAAGCACAUUCCAGAACACAAGCUGAUCAGUUUGACCUCAGCCCUGGAUGAAAAUAAGGAUGGCAAUAUCAACAUCGAUGACCUUGUUAAGGUAAUCGACUUGGUGAACAAAGAAGAUGUUCAGAUUUCUACCACCCAGGUAGCCGAAAUUGUGGCUACACUAGAGAAGGAAGAAAAGGUGGAAGAGAAAGAAAAGGCCAAGGAAAAGGCUGAGAAAGAGGCGGCAGAAGUGAAGAAUUAGAACUGCCGGCUUUCAGUCUUACAAGGUUUGCCGUUCUCAUGCUGCGCCAGCACGGUGGCAUGACACAGUGAUUGCUUUGAGCUGAUUCUUAGUGACAAAUCUAAUAUUUUGUCUGGAAUAAAUCAGAAACUUCCAUAAUGAAGCCAUUUUUAAUUUUCAUCAUUCCACGAAGAUUCAGUCCAGCUGGAGCAGGAGAGGGUGGCUGUGUCUGGACUCAUGCCAUGGUGUGGUACUAACCGGCUCUAACUUGGGUUAAGGUACAGCUGCCAAUAGGAUCAUAGCCCCACACUGACCUCUAGCUUCAGAGAUGGCUCUGGCCAGGCUCGGUAGGAAGGCAUUUCUCUGUAUAUGUCCUUACAGGAUUGGAGCGAGCCUCCAUCCUGUGAGAGGAGAGUGAGAACCAACUGGCCCCCCAGCACCUGUGUGGACCCAAGAGGAUGUGCCUGUGUGUCCUCAGAGGCCUCGGGCUAGGAGUUAGUCAAAUACAAAUGCAGGCCGCUCUGCUCUGAAGACACUGCCAUCAGUCUGAGGGAUUGAGAUUCCUAAAUGCCAGCGUACAUAGAUCUGUCUGCUCACACCUCCAGAGUUGUCUUAACCGCAGGUCCCUGACAGCAGUGUCUGUGCCCUGUAUGGAUUCCAAGGCAUUUUGACUAGAGCGCUCUCAAUUCACCAUUGAUGUCUACUUAAUAAUUCUUUAACUGACUAGUACUAAAUUUUCAUACAUGACCGUCCGCCUAAUUCAUGAGUAAUUCCUAAUAUAGUGGGUGACACACAUUCAAGAGACUUUGAAAAUGAAAUCUUGUUGGGCAGUGGUGGCACAUGCCUUUAAUCCCAGCACUUGGGAGGCAGAGGCAGGCGGAUUUCUGAGUUUGAGGCCAGCCUGGUCUACCGAGUGAGUUCCAGGACAGCCAGGACUACACAGAGAAACCCUGUCUCGAAAAACCAGACCAAAAAAGAAAGAAAGAAAAUGAAAUCUUUUCUGUUGUGCAUCCACAUUGCUGAGCAGGCCCAGGGGAUAGAACUGACGUCUGCAACUUGAAUAUACCUAAGGGUUUGUGUGGCUUUUAACAUAAAAUUCAAGUCCCAUCUCACAGAACAGUGUGCAAGAUGGAGAUUCACAGGGGAAUUUCUGUAUGCUGUUGGCUCAAGGCUCCAACAUCUUUAGCACAAACGCUCAUGGCUGUGCACCAGCCACCAAGGAGUGAGGAAGUAGUCCUUUGCUGCCACAGAGCUUUCAGCAUGGUGGUCCCUGCCCACCAGCAGCUCACUGGCACCCCUCUGAGUCGAUGGUCCAGAGCUCUUUGCUGAGUGGCCGCUAGCCUUUCUCAUUUGGAAAUGGCUCCUUGGACAGGCCAGGGUGUCCUGUGGCCUCACCACCACCUUCAUGUUGUAACCCCAUCCUGGGAGCACAGAGAGAGGAAGAUCGUGAGUUCCACUUGGGCUACUCAGUAAGACCCUGUCCAGGAAAAAAGAGAUUGUUGACUCCAGACAGGAUUUGGAACAUGUACAGAGACGCAGCAAGCAGAAUGGACCUUUCUUUCAGUUUCUUGAAACUUCUUUCUUGACUGUUAAAGGAAACAUAUGAUGCUGAGCAGGAAUGAGAUGACUCUUGCAUGUAGACUGUAACUGCAGAGCAGCAGCGGGAGGAGCCUAGUCACUCCAUGGUCACAACUGAAUCCUGGUGUCUCUACAAGGGCAAGGUUAUGGUUACCAGUAUGUCCCCACUGUAGAGGGUAUCUUCUGUGACCAGCACUCUGGAGCCUGCCCUGUGUCUACCCAUGGUCUUCAUCCUUUUUUUGUAUUACAGGGCACUGUUGGUGGCCGCGCUGGCCGCUGCUGACUCGGGAAUUCCCUCUAACCUCCACUCUGGACUCUGUCCUCACGGGUCACGCCAUCACCCCACUGCAGCACCUUAGCAAACACAUGUGCUAGAAGGUCUACCAGUUGAUACUUCCCUUGGGUUUUGGAGUUGUCCCCACAUCUGUUUGCUUCACUGCUUGACCUUAAGUAGUACAGCUGGGUCAGGAUUAGAAACACCAGAUCCACCAGGCAGUGAUGGCAGUGCAGCCUUUAAUCCUCAGAAGGCAGAGGCAGGUGAAUGGCCAGCGCCACACAAAGAAACCCUGUCCUGAACCACUACCACUACCACCACCACCACCCCCCAAAAAAGAAAUGGCAGAUCCAGGACUGAGAACUGUACUCAGGCUGAGCAUUUGAAAGUUGGUGUUUCAUCUAUCAUAACUGCCCUGCACCUCAGCACUUGCCCAGAGCGUAUGUUCAAGAGUUGAGAUGUCUGCAUCUUUUAAAUGAAAUUAAGGUUUCAACACAGGAGAGUCUGGUGUUUCCUCUCUCCACUCCAAAACCCCUUUCCACACAGAAUCUGGGAAGCUGGCACCUAAAUUCCAGGCUCCUUUUGGACUUUUAACAUCUUAAUGUGAAGGACACCAUGCAGUUCUUAAAAGCCAUUCUCAUGGUCUUGGGCUGUGCGUCCUAGGACCAUGGUAGAGGAACAAGUUCUGUACCCUCUUCUGCCUUCCAGGGGUCCCAGAGCCUCCAGCUAAAUCAUGUAUAGACAUCUUCCAUGUUCAUGUAACAGCCCAGAGUGAUACUUCUGAACCCUGAGCAAUCCGAGAAAUUGAAUGGAAACUCAGACCACCUUAAACUCUAAUGAUUGUGUUGUGGCCACCAGGUGUGCUCAGAUUUUAGUGGGUCUUGACCCUCCCCUCAGCCCCUAGGUGAGUGCCACCUCACAUUUGGGGGUUCAAGCCUUGGUUUCAGGCUCAUGGCUUGUGUGACCUAUCUGAGGAAGCCCGUAUACCCUCAUCCUGUGAUACAGCCCUGUUUUGUAGAAUCUGACAAGGAAGGACUUCUUAGACUCUAGGCUAACCCAGGGCCCUGUGGGGCUAGCAGGCUGCAUGAUGAUAUUUUCUAAACACCUUGAUGUAAGGAAUUGACUGAAUAAAGUGCCACUGAUGACCUGUC
Arvicanthis niloticus (Nile rat) is the source of this 5400-nucleotide messenger RNA. It is a transcript of the gene Letm1, whose product is annotated as leucine zipper and EF-hand containing transmembrane protein 1. Gene Ontology annotation, biological process: intracellular monoatomic cation homeostasis. The record is from RefSeq and is a predicted model, not a curated record. Gene Ontology annotation, cellular component: mitochondrial inner membrane. Gene Ontology annotation, molecular function: ribosome binding. NCBI's taxonomy places the organism in Eukaryota, Metazoa, Chordata, Mammalia, Rodentia, Muridae.